Sclerotinia sclerotiorum 1980 UF-70 is the source of this 162-nucleotide messenger RNA. RefSeq lists its product with no specific name. The record is from RefSeq and is a predicted model, not a curated record. Bases 1 to 162 code for a protein of 53 amino acids. NCBI's taxonomy places the organism in Eukaryota, Fungi, Ascomycota, Leotiomycetes, Helotiales, Sclerotiniaceae. The transcript is spliced from 2 exons.
AUGACAUGGUUAGAAGUUGAUGGUCAUGGGUUAAGAGUUCAGUUGAUGAUUUGUUAUCCUUUUGUAUUAUUGGUGAUUCGUAAGGAUUCCUUCUAUUCAUCUACUGGUUGGUACUCCUCCGUAUUUGCUUUAUACUUUUUAAAUAAGCAGAUUGGCAAAUAG